Rhipicephalus sanguineus (brown dog tick) is the source of this 4716-nucleotide messenger RNA. RefSeq names its product ester hydrolase C11orf54 homolog. Gene Ontology annotation, molecular function: hydrolase activity, acting on ester bonds; zinc ion binding. Gene Ontology annotation, cellular component: nucleus. The record is from RefSeq and is a predicted model, not a curated record. The coding region runs from base 383 to 1318 and encodes 311 amino acids. Lineage: Eukaryota; Metazoa; Arthropoda; Arachnida; Ixodida; Ixodidae. The transcript has 9 exons.
GUCGACUGUUUGGCGUUUGAUUGAACGAUUUCGAGCCGCACGUCAGCGCGAAAACCGGCGCCGUGCAACAAGUUGUCGCGCUUGUCUCCCCAGUGUGUGUUGUGUCUAGCCGCCCACUUUCUCCACGAGAGCGAGGCGUCGCCGGUCUGUUUGGUGAUAAAACUGGCCAUGAGAUGACCGGAGCACGAUAAAAAAGGCCCUUUUACCGACGUUGGCCGCGCCGAUUGCGCUGUCGUCUGAGAGGCGAGCGUUUGUGUGCAUUUUGGCACACGCCGGUUGAACCGCAGCUGCUUCGUCGUUGGCCUUGUAGCGACUCGAGAGAGCCUAACGCAACCGUCUCGGUUUGAAGGUGUCGUGAAUACGGACGUCGCGACUGCAUAAGAUGCCGACGUCAAAGGUCGCCAAGCAUCAGCUCCACUGCCCGAGCCUGGAAGACGUCGCCAAAGUUUUGAACGAUGGACUUAAGAGCACGUUCGAGCAUGUCGAAGUUUCUGUCGUCGACUGCCCGGACCUGAAGGAAAAGCCGUUCAUGCUUGCUUCCGAAGGUAUAUGUGGCAAGCCCUGCUUAGCAGAUGUCGGUGGUGUCCCUUACUUAGUUCCCAUUGUGCAAAAAGACAAGAUCUACAAUUUAGAACAAGUCGUGAAGCAGACAAACGUUCCUGACCCACUUGUCAUCGGUGCCGGUGCAGGUCCGUUCAAUGUGGUCGGUGUCAACAGCGAGAUGAUGCAUAACAUGAAGUAUGGAAAUAAACCGUUCAACAACAGUCACUACGCAAUAAUUAACGAGGAUGGUUCCUAUGAGCUGGGUCGAUUUACAACUUCAUGCUGUGAGUUUGGCCUUAUGGCUAAUCUGAUGAUCUCCGAAGGAAAGCCAGGAAAGGUAAUCCGUGUGAGUGCAAAGAAGCGCAUGGGCGCGGACAAUUUUGUGACUGCCAUGCGAAAAGCACUUGCAGCUCAUUACGGUUCCAAUCCAGUGGGUCUCGGCGGUGCUUUCUUGCUUGCUAAAGGCAAAGCCAAGCUCCAUGUCAUGCCAAAGUUUUCCACAGCACCACUGCUGACGAAUGAGGCCAUGAACAGCUGGCUUAAGUUCUUUGAGAUGGAUGCACCCCUGGUAUGCUUGAGUGUGUUUGUCUCCCAUGACCCGGGUUGGGAUCUUCGCAUAGAGCACACCCACUGCUUUAGUGACCACAAGCAAGGCGGACACUACCAUUACGACACUACACCUGAAGAGGUCGAAUACUUAGGCUACUUUAAUGUGGCAGAGUGCAUGUUUCGGAUUGACGCACCCGUGUCGACGCACCAGAUAGGCAGGGACUGAUGUGUUUUUUGUUUGAAGUGAUUUUCUUCUCUUGAGAACUUUAAGAAGUAUUAUGGGAGGCCAUUUGAAAAGAAAAGGCGUAGCUGUUGUCUCUAAUCAAUUAAGUUGAACGUCAGCAUAACGAAUAGAUAUAAUUACUGAAUAUAACGAAGUACAUAAAAAAAUGUCUUGCCACUAUUGCAGUGUAACUAACACACUUAUAAUGAACAUUGCAUAUAAGAAAGCUAUUUUUGUGUCAGACGUGACUUUGUUACACCAAGGUUUACUGACUGUGUCACGUGGGCAGUGUUGAUCCUAAUCGUAGUCAACUGUCAUUAGAGUAUGUGAGCUUAACUAAAGUACAAUAUUUUUGUUGGUACAGCAGAAUAGAAGCUGUGAAUGCUUGAGAAUGAUGCAUAGAAAAGCCUCACAUGUGUAGAAGUAUGAUCCACAUUAAUUCGAGCUUAGUCAACACUGCCGCUAUGUCGUGAACCUAUAGUCAUUGCACUAAUAAGUGUCAAAGUAAUCUUCAGAAGCGUUUAUUGAAAUUUAGCAUAACAAAAUUUACCGUAGCUAGUGACAAAUCAAGAGUGCAAGUAAAGCCUACACAACGAAACGUGCACCUUCAUUGCUCCAGGCAUGCUCACUUUCUUGGAGACAUUUGACUUUGCACGGUUGUGUGUAGGCCAAGCGCUCGGAGAGAAUUGGUAGGUGUAGGUGCGUACAGAAGCAGCUUGCUGCCUAAACUGCGUGCAGGUGAAAUCGGGGACAUUGCAAUGCUUCAGGCUUUUCAUUGGUGGCCCCGUAAGGUUCUGUAAAGGCCACUGGGCACACCUUAGCCCACCACAGCCUUGAUGAAAUAAUUGAGCAUCUGCUGCUGCUGUGGGAGGCAGAGAAUUACUGCCUCCGGGUACCUACCGGUAAAAUGGGUACAAGCAUGCUUCUGGUUUGGUGCUUGGCAUAACGAAGUACAUAUUCACUUGGGAGGGCACCCACCCUGUGGGAUAUUUGGUGGCAUGGGACUGCCAGACCUAAGCAUGAGGUCAUCCUCUUUUUUUCUUUAGGAUCUUAACUAAAAAGUUAGAAGAUUUAUCAUGAUAAGUAUUUACUAGUACCCCUUAAGAAACCUGCUGGUCAAACUUAUCUCGGAGCCCUCCAUUGUGGCAUCCUGUACAUCUACAGGGAUGCUUCGGGAUGUUUAACACCAACAGCAAUAAUAAUCACUACCACCAGAAUGAGGAAGGUGAUAUCAUGGCAGUGCCUUGUUAAUGCAAAGCAAGUGCUAUGGUUGUCAGGGAGAACGAAAAAGAUGGGAAAAUUAGUCAAGGUUGUGUGUGCCAGUGACUAUGACUAUUUAUUCACUGUGCUACAUUACUGGCCUAUCAGUGUCGCAGAGUGGCAUUUGCCAAAAAGUGGAGUUUCGAGUGGAAUUAUGCAAGUACAGCACAUUGUUCAAUGCCUCAACACUUCUAGAUGGGCGCCGCCUCAUAUGAAGUGCCUUUCUUAACAUAUCACUUUUUGACAUCUGAGGUGUGGUCUGCAUAAUGUCCGGCCUCACUUUAAACAGUGUGGUUUACUGCAGGGACAUAGUUUUGAAAACUAUUUUGUUGCUGCUGAGUUAAAAACAGUUUCUAAUCUACCUAAUACAAAUUGCUUGUAAUGUUCUUACUGUGGAGAUUGAAGAUAUGCUAUCCAUUACGCCAUUAUAGUUGCAAAAUUGGCCGAAUUGGCAAGGAUAUUUCAUGUUGCUAUGCUGAUAAAAUCUGUUGCACAGAAAUAAAUCAGCGGUGUUGUAUCAUACGUCCGUACCCGGGUUACUAAACUCUUCCUGUGAUUCGUGAUAAUCUAUAAUCUAUGCUAAGUAAUGUUCUAAUGAGAGUAUUGCUGAUCUGUAAAUUGGAGCUACUGUUGUGCCACUUCAUUUGCGAGUGCCAAAAUUUCAAAUUGGGUAGUCUGGUUUAUGUGUUAAAUUAUCAUCUCAUGGCAGUUCAGGUACAGAUAUUCAAAGUGCUGUUAACCUUGUAGAGCUUACUGACAUAUCAUCAAUUUAAUACAAGCAAAUUUUAUUUGAUGCUUUGACAACAUAUGCACGUGAACUCAACCAUGAUGGCGGUUGGAUCCUGCUGGGAACUUUGUCUCUGACAUUAUCAUACUUGAUGAAUAGGAGGUCCUCCUUAAUUAUAUCCAUUUCAGAAGGUGGAAAUAGGGUCCAAAAUUUAGUGUAGUAGGUACGCACUAUGUUUUGUACUGGAUGUUCUAGCUGUUGUAGUAACUUCACUGGUGCCUGCGUUGCAAAGCAUAAAAUGGCCGUAAAGCAUUCUGCUUUGACCUGUUCAAAAUUUUGUCGCUAAAUUGCUAAAGCUGUAAUCAGCCAUUGGCUCAUUCUAUAUCGUGUAAUAGGACUUGUUCGAUAGUUCAUUUCUAGAACUGAAGAUGCAGUAAUUAUAUUGUGGUUACUUAAAUUGCAUGCAUUCUGUGUAAAGUACUGCAUCUGUUUCAUCUCAUUCACAACAGUGACUUGAGCAGAAUGCAACAGCAUCACUGUCAGUAUUUACAAGUAACUUGUUCAAGUGGAGGGCAGAGUAAGAAAUGUAGCACUGCUCACCUGCAAUGAGCUUCUUUUAUAUGUUCAGAAGAUAACCUGUAACAGCGUUUUCACCUUAUUAUUCCAACUUUAAUGUUUUUGACCUUUUUUUUUUUAACUUUGCCAUUCAUUGUACCUUGAUAUACCUGGCCUUUCUUUGCCUAAUUUGCGUAUGCUUACAGAGACUCUAUGCUAUAUUCUGGGUUUCUUUCUCUAUCCUGCCCUUGUGCUAGUAUGGGUAAAAAUGAGUUCCGAUAUAUUUGCUAAACUGUCCAUCAUUUUAUCAACCAUGACUGCUUCAGGGCAGUUUUAAAAAUGCUCGAGCUUGUGAUGAUAUGCCUUACGGAAAUUGCCUAGAAAACGAGCUUGCUAAACCAUCAACUGCAUGAGGUAAAUUACUGCACAAAAGCUUUUCUGUAAGUAGACGCAUAUUUUUGUCGUUGGCAAUUGCACUUGCAGCAUUUUGCCAAUACUUCUUUCUUGCCUUUUCUCUGGGACUCAAUGCUUAGUCAUAUUGUUUGCCGCAUGUGUAAAAGGUUAUAAAAGAACUGCACUCCAACUGUAAAAUGAGUGACUUUGCUGUAACUGUUAACUUGUAAUAAAUGAGUGAUGUAGUAGUUGUAUUUGGAGCUUGCUGAAACAAAGUAUUGCCUGUAGUGAUUGUUAGAUUCACCAUUGCCGUGAAAGCUCCGUGCAACUGCAUUAUUACUUUUACCUUUUUUACAAUGUGCUAUACAAUUUUUUUUGGAGAUAUGGUAUCACUUCUGAAUGAUACUCAUCUGUGAAAUAAACCAUGACAGCCCAAUACAAUGGAAUAAAUUUAUUGCACAGUGUG